AGGAGCGGGGAAGGGUCAGGGAAGCGUAGGGAGCCUGCACGUUCCCUCUUUUAGCGCCGAUAUGUACAGCAGAGUGGCUGUUUAACUCAUUUUAGCAUGCGUUUUUAUGUACGUAACGUAAAGACUAGUCGACGGAGACGGCGUUUUAAACUUCCGGUUUGGAGUUACUUUAAAAAUUAAAGCGCAAAAAUGUCACAUGAGUAAAUACUGCCGGUGUAUGUCGCUCUCUCUUGUUAGGGGGAGAUAAGAAGAUCCUGGCAAACUCCACUCAGACAUGACGGCUGUGUUGCCAUGUUUGUCGGCUGUCCUGACAAGAUAAAUACUUAAAUUUUGAAGACAACAACAAACCGGAUACGCCCUCAGUGUCCUGGCAAACAGGUUUAGCAUAAGUACAGUGAUACAGGUUUCACCAUGGAAGGAACCUCCAAGCAUGACGCUGCUGAUCAGAGCUCUGUCGCUGCCCAGGUGCCCUUCCUUCACCUGUGCACCACGUUAGAAAAAAUCCAGAAGUCCAAACUCCGUCCAGAGAAAUCCAAGGUCCUCGGGGAUUUCAUGGAGUCAUGGAGGAAGUUUCAUGCCGCCCUCCACAAAGACAACCCCAACACGACAGACUCUUUCUACCCAGCCAUGCGCCUCAUAGUUCCCCCUUUCGAACGAGAGCGGAUGGCCUACGGCAUCAAAGAGAGCAUGUUAGCGAAGCUUUAUAUAGAUGUGUUAGGCCUCCCAAAGAAUGGCCCAGAAGCCAACAAACUGUUGAACUAUCGUGCUCCAACCACAUCCCAGGGGGAGGCUGGAGACUUUGCUGGCAUGGCUUACUUUGUGCUAAAGAAACGGUGCACCAGCCAAGGAAGCCUCACCAUCAAAGAGGUGAAUGACUUCCUUGACUCGGUGGCGGCCAAUAACGCUGGAAAGCAGAAGGAUCUUGUAAAAAAGAGCCUCCUGCACCUCAUAACGCAGAGCUCGGCGCUGGAGCAGAAGUGGCUCAUCCGGAUGAUUCUGAAGGACAUGAAGCUCGGAAUCAGCAAAGAAACUGUUCUCCAGGUCUUCCACCCUGAUGCUGCUGAGCUCUACAACGUGAGCACAGACCUAAACAAAGUGUGCCAGCAGCUCCACAACCCCUCCGUGUCCCUCAGUGAAGUCUCUAUAGGACUCUUCUUUGCCUUCAAGCCUAUGUUAGCGGCUGUGGCUAACAUCCGCCAAGUGGAGAAACAGAUGGGUAAUAGCCAGUUCUACAUUGAGACCAAGCUGGAUGGCGAGCGCAUACAGCUGCACAAAGACGGGGACGUGUACAAGUACUUUACCCGGAACUCUUUUGAAUACACACAGCAGUUUGGGGGAUCGCCACUUGAGGGCUCACUGACGCCUUACAUCCACAAUGUUUUCAAACCCCAUGUUGUGAAUUGUAUCCUCGACGGUGAGAUGAUGGCGUACAAUCCCACCACAGAGUCCUUCAUGCAGAAAGGGAGCAAAUUUGACAUCAAGAGGCUAAUGGAGGACUCUGAGGUACAGACAUGCUUCUGCGUGUUUGAUGUGUUACUGGUGAAUGACCAGAAGUUUGGCAAGGAGACACUGAAGAAGCGCUAUGAAACUCUCCAGACUGUUUUUACUCCCAUCAAGGGAAGGAUGCACCUGGUGCCAAAGACCGAAGCCAGAACCAUGCAGGAAGUGGUGAAUGCCCUCAAUGAAGCCAUAGACAACAGAGAAGAGGGGAUCAUGGUGAAGGAUCCCUUAUCUAUCUACAAACCUGACAAGCGUGGCGAGGGAUGGUUGAAAAUAAAGCCAGAAUAUGUGGAUGGUUUAAUGGAUGAGCUUGACCUCCUGAUUGUCGGUGGCUACUGGGGCAAGGGAAGACGGGGUGGUAUGAUGUCCCAUUUCUUAUGUGCCGUUGCCGAAGCUCCAAAACCUGGUGAAAAACCCUCCAUCUUCCACACACUCUGCCGCAUCGGCUCUGGCUACACCAUGAAGGAACUGUAUGAUCUGGGUUUGAAGCUAGCCAAACACUGGAAGGUCUACCGGAAAAAUGACCCGCCAGCCUCCAUCCUGUGUGGGACAGAGAAACCGGAGGUCUACAUCGAACCCUGCAACUCAGUCAUCAUCCAGGUCAGGGCAGCUGAGAUAGUCGGAAGUGACAUGUAUAAAACCAACUGCACCCUGCGCUUCCCCAGGAUUGAAAAGAUCCGCGAUGACAAGGAAUGGCACCAGUGCAUGACUCUUGCAGAGCUGGAUCAGUUCCGAAGCAAGGCAUCCGGAAAGCUCGCCUCACGACACCUUCUCAUCGAUAAUGACGAACCGCAGAAGAAGAAGCGGAAACUGCCGGUGAAGCUCAAGAAGGUGGUGGGAGUCAUCGACCACUUCAAGCCUCAGGACCUCUCUGGGGUUACCAAGGAGACAGAUAUGUUUGAGGAUGUGGAGUUCUGUGUCCUGAAUGGCAGCGAGGAUUACCCCAAGGCUGAGCUGGAAAAGGGCGUGGCCAGGUGUGGGGGUAUUGUGGUGCAAAACCCAGGACGGGAUACCUACUGCGUGAUUGCCGGCGUGGAGAACAUGCGAGUGAAAAACCUGAUUUCGUCCGACCAGCACGAUGUGGUGUGGGCCGCCUGGCUACAGGAGUGCCUGGACAGGAAGGAGGUGGUCCCAUGGCAACCACGCCACAUGAUCCACAUGUCACCUUCCACCAGGGAGCAUUUCGCCAAGGAGUACGACAGCUACGGCGACAGCUACUUCACAGACACGGACGAGCAGCAGCUCAGGGAAGUGUUCGGCAGGAUGAGCAGUGCCAGCCCACCUGUGGCCAUGAACAUCGGCCAAGUCGAGCACCGGUACGGCUGGGAAGACCUUCCCACCAGCAUGUUCAGGCCCUUUAAAGUUUACAUGGACAGCUAUGCGGACAUAGGACACCCCGAAAGUGCAAUUCCAGCUUCAUGUCUAGUGACCAGGGCACUGGAGUUCCGCUACCAUGGAGGCACAGUGGUGCAGAAGUUGGAGGAAGGGGUGUCCCACGUCAUUAUUGCAGAGGAAACACGACUGUUGGAUUUGAGGGCACUGAGGCGGAUCUUCAGGAAAAAGUUCAAAAUUGUAAAAGAUUCCUGGGUGACAGAUUCUAUCAAAGCAGGGUAUUUGAUGACUGAUACUGACUACUUGGUAUAAUUAGUGUGUAGGUGAUACAUAUAAGGUUUUACACUGGAUAACGCUCUCUUUUAGCUAGCAUUUAAUUAAUUUUACACAGUAUGUCAGUAACUGGUAUCUGCGGGCUUGUGUGGACUAAGGUUUUUAAAAAAUCAUCUAUUUUUAUAAUAAAGGAUUAACAAUAAAAGACCAGGCAAUAGUUAAAAAUAGAGUUUAGAAGAAUUCAACAUACAGGGAGGUCAUUUCUUGGGUUUUCUCAGAUGUCUUAUAUAUUUCACUUGGUGUUCUUCAUCAUAUAAAUUCAUUAAUGCUGCUUAUUGGUUUUAAAAGAACUGGCCACAGGAAAACGUUUAAGGAUGGUAAUUGGUUAAUCAAUUUAUGAAGAGUUAUAUAAUGUGGAAAUCAAUUUCUCAGUUUUAGAUUUCAUCCCUUCAGAUGUAUUUUUCAGGACAGGAAAAAAGUGGUACACAUCCAUCUUGGAAAGCAUGAUAUUUGAUAUAUUAAAAAUACAGACUAUCACAUCCAGAAUUUUACUCUUGUCAUUACAAAUUGUGCAACUACAGCUGACUAAAAUAAAUCAAUAUACCAGAGAUCAAUCCACUGCUGUAAACUGAAUUGUGCUUAUCCUUUGUAAACUCAGUUAUACAUGAUCUAAAUACUUGUCCAGAGCCCAUUUUUAAUGUCUGAAAACAGCUGUAAUAAAUAAACUGUAAUAAAUAUGACUUGGUUUGCAUACAAGAAUGGUGUCAUUGUUUUUGGCACACUGUGCUCCACCAUUUGUUCAUAGAAUUGGUCAUUAACUUGAGGCGAGGAAAUGUGUGAAACGGCCCUUCGCUGUGGCACGGCAGCAUGCAUUCAGCUGGCACAGGAGAAAGACUGAGGGACACCACAGGGGUACGUUAAAACCGGUUCAGCUCAAGGCCCUCCAACAAAGAUGAUGUCAUGUUUUCCUGUCUUCAAAAAUGUCACAGAUGUGCCUUGGGACUCAUCGAUAUGUUAUAACCUUCAUUACUAUCGCCUCUAGGGUGUAUGGGCAGCCACAUGUGGUGUCCUGGGCAUUGUGCAUAAAUGCUGCAUGAAUACAUUUUGAAGAGAGAAAUGAUGAGAUACCUGUUCCUGAUCAUACACUGUGAAUAAUGUGCUUACUGACAUGUGGUAGUAUUCUCUUUAUGGUCAAUGGUUUGAGAUGUAUGUGUUUUUGUACAAGGAGUACACAAAUGGUCUAAUUAAAAUUCUACCACUAAGGCA
Messenger RNA from Myripristis murdjan (pinecone soldierfish), 4371 nucleotides. RefSeq names its product ligase IV, DNA, ATP-dependent (gene lig4). Gene Ontology annotation, cellular component: DNA-dependent protein kinase-DNA ligase 4 complex; DNA ligase IV complex. Gene Ontology annotation, biological process: nucleotide-excision repair, DNA gap filling; immunoglobulin V(D)J recombination; double-strand break repair via nonhomologous end joining. Lineage: Eukaryota; Metazoa; Chordata; Actinopteri; Holocentriformes; Holocentridae. The record is from RefSeq and is a predicted model, not a curated record. The coding region runs from base 412 to 3144 and encodes 910 amino acids. Gene Ontology annotation, molecular function: DNA binding; ATP binding; DNA ligase (ATP) activity. The transcript is spliced from 3 exons.